UUUAUGAUAUAUAGUCAUGGGAUUACAAGGCUUUCGAUUGACUCUCUUACAAAUAAGCCAAUCCAUGAUCUUAUACUAAAUGCAUUAUCACUUAUGUUAACUUAAAACUAACUUGAGCUAAUUUUAUUUAUGAUAUAUAUAUAUAUAUAUAUAUAUAUAGUGAUAAUAAUUUACAAAACAACGAUGAACAUUAAUCUUUAUAUUUAUUUUUAAUUCAUAUUUCCCUUAAAUAUAGAUGCAUUUCUCUGGUUUACUUUUGUUAAUAACAUUUUUUUGUACGCUUUUUUUUUUUAACGUUUUGUACAAUUACACAGCAUUAAAAGUAUGUAUACCACAUUUCAGGAUAUCAAAUUGUUAUGAUUACCUUUUAAAUGGCCGUAUACUUUUAAAUUGAUGAAAAACGUUAAACCUAUUUAUUUAAACACAGGUAAAAUUUUAUUAGUUCAAAUAAUAUUUAAUAGAAUAGUAGACCUGACAGAGUAUUAAAAAUGAUAUCUCGUGUAAGUCGAAAGAAAGGAAAAGGAAAGGUAGUGAAUUAGGUAAGAAAAAGUGACGGGACGUGGUUUUGGCGCGCGCGCAAAAGUAAACAAUGAACUGUAUGGUUCUAUAUGGUAGAAGUGGCAACAGCGUAGAGGUCCGAUCCAUGUGACAGAGAAGGAACGUGACAAAAGGUGGCAGAGGGUGACGCCGCCGAGAUCGGAGUGAGUGUUUGCCCGGGCGAGCCGGGUGUCGGGUGUGCUGUGUACGAUUGUCGCGAUAUUCGUCCGUUCUGGCGUCCACCGGAAGGUAAGCGUGCUCGUAAAAGAUAUCGGCCGGUUCCGAGACCUCGGUUCGAUAGAUUUUUCGCAAUGGUACCGAAGAAAACGUGAGAAAAUCAGGAAAAAAGUGCACCAACUAACGAGCAAUAUACAGCAGCUCGACACUUCUCUUACACGCCCAGCGGAGUGCUGCGUCACAUGGGCCGCGCUCAUUGGUCGAUACAGCCAGGUGACGUCAUGAACCGCGCUUUGAUUGGUCUAUACCUCGGGCCCCAGACACGUGAAUCGUGGCCAAGCAAGCAUGGCUGUUGAUGCGCAGUGGUUAGCACUUGUAAAAUGUUUCUGCCACGCGCUAGAUCGAUCAGGUUAUAACCGUCGUGUAUCGUAAAACGUAGCGAGAUCGUCCGCUGUUCAAAAAUUGACAAGUGCCUUGUGAUUUUCCUCAUGUGUCGCGUAUUUGACAGGAGAAAUAUCGUUGAAAUUCUCGCAAGAAAUUGAUUUCUACCGUGAAAGUGGGUUCCAGCGUGUUUCCAUUGUGACCGAAAUAUAUUGGUGGCGUACCUGUAAGUUCCUGAUUAUUUUCCAGCGGUUUCUGGCGUUACCACGCCCGUUUAAAACCCUCCGCGGAACAUUAUCUCGUCAGAACUAUCGCCUAUUUAAUUAACAUGUGUAUAGGUGGUUGCGUGGCGUGUUUCCCGUGCCAUAAUAGACCUAGCCAAUCGCACGGUACUUCAACUCAUGACGUCACGUUAUAGCAAGCUCCUAUUGGCCAACGGUGCGUGCGUCGCCCGUCUAACGUGUGUGUCGCUUUGUCAGUUUAAGGAGCUCGUUCGGUCUACGGCACGCUUCUUGACUUUUCGUAUACUCUUCGAUAGACGACAGAGCCUUUCUUUUACUCGAACUCGCAGCACGCAGUGCAUCGUGCUCUUCUUUCCUAUUUUUGCAUGGUUGCGCCUACUAUGGAAUGCAAUUGUAUCCGCUUGUAAUCGUGGUACGCUUUCGCGAUUACAUUGCCCGGGAUAUAUCUACUUUUCAAAUCAGCGGCGGAACCUCGUUUCUCUGCGUCGCCUUUCCCGCCUCUGUCUCGUCAACCUUUUUUCUUCGCUCACUGAUUUCUCGGACUAACUCGCACCCGACACUCUAUACACUCUACACUUUACACUCUACAUGUUUGUAUUCGCGAAUACGCUCUUGCGCGUACCAACGCCACGUAACGACUCUCGUUUCUGCUAUCGACGCUACAUCACAGGGAAAUUAAUCCAACUCGUUAAGAUGCGACGACGCCUCCUAAAAUCACUGCGUAUCUUCUCCUUAUGCUCUACCAUGAUUUUAGUGUCAGUGAAUGUUUAACCGUUACAAAAGUGUAAAGUGCACUCCGUAAUUUUCCGUUUAACAACAUCUAGUUCAACUUCUUUUUAAUUGAAAUUACCCAAAUUUCUAUUCCUUAUACACUUUUGGGAUGUCUAGCUUUAUCAUUCUCGAUUAUUUCAUUGAAAUUUGUUACCUUCAUUGAUGUUUAUAGUAGAUAACACGUAAACAUAGAUGAUACAUGGGCAUACCGAUUUAUCGUUUGUCAUGUUAAUUAAUCUUCAAUUUAGUAAUGCUGUUACAUAUAAUAUAUAUCUAAAAUUUGUACAUCAUGCAUAAGAUUUUCUUUACAAUUUAUUAUUUCAUCGGUAUCAAGAUUAUGAUAGAUGGGGAACAACCUUUUUGCAAAUUACAUUCGCAACCGAGCUUCAAGCAGUAAAUAGCGAGAUAUAUAUUAUGAACGAUAUGAACGGCGUCUCUUUGCGUUAUUUUCUUUUUGACUGUUAGAUUGUUUCCAGCGAUCGGAACUCAAGAUGCGUGCUAAUGCUCUGUGCUCCAGGAAAGCGCACGUUGCGCUUGCGCACCUCCUCCGCGAGGUAUUACGAAGACGAUUGCCACCCGCGGCUGGCAGCAGCAGAAAAAGAGGAGGGUUGAGACACGAGAACGGGCUCUCGACUUCUUCGUCCUCGGCAGCCGGCGACGGGAAUCGACGGUCCGAUCGCAGAGUCUCAAUCUCCCGAAGGAUCUUGAAAAGGAACAGAGCUCAUCGUGGAGCGAAUCAGGAUGAGCCUGGAAACGUUGCUGGAAGCAGCGCGGUUCGUCGAGCAGCAGGAGAAAACGAGGGAGCGCCUCGCAAGCGGCUCUUCCUCCUCCUCCGAUCAUCCGCUCGCUGUAGCUCCCCACUCCAACCAUCACAACUCCAACGAGCCACGUGGUGCCAAGUUAAAGCGGGAACGUACGGAGCAAGAUGACUUAUUUUGCGAGGAGAAGAUGCUUGUUAUCGAUGAGGAGGAGCCGCUAGAAAAUAAUAGAACGAACGGGAAUCACUCGGCAGGUUCCCGAGGGAGUCCCGUGAUCUCAAGCACGCGAGUAACGCCAUCCUCGGCGAACGCAAGCUCGGCUCAUCUGACCACCGUACACUCUACGUCGCACCUCCAUCUUCAUCAUCAUCAUCAUCAGCAGCAGCAGCAGCAACAGCACCAGCAACAGCAUCAACAACAGCACCAACAGCAACACCACCAACAACAGCAACAGCAGUCGCAGCAGCAACCGCAGCAACAGACGCAACAGCAACCGCAGCCGCAGCAGCAACAACAGCAACACCAUCACCAUCAUCACCAUCACAACAAUCAAAACAACACGCAUAAUCCUUACGUGGAAAAUCAUAAUACGAAUCACUCGCAGCAGAACGCGGGCAAUCUCGUCGUCGACGUCGAACCCAGCCACGACAAUAAGAAGCAUCGAAACGGACCGUGUGUAAUCCGUUCUGGCACCAGAGAAGUGCAUAACAAAUUGGAGAAAAAUCGAAGGGCGCACCUGAAAGAGUGCUUCGAAUUAUUGAAGAGGCAACUCCCGUCGCAGGAAGAGAAAAAGUCGUCGAACCUUUCGAUUCUUCACGCUGCGAUCAGGCAUAUACAGAUGUUGAGAAGGAAGGAACGAGAUUACGAGCACGAAAUGGAAAAGCUUGCUAGGGAAAAAAUUGCUGCCCAGCAAAGAUUACUAGCUCUGAAGAAGGAACUCGCGGCUACUUGGGAUCACAUCGACUUUAAUACUCUUUUACCGGAACAGAAUGCGGCUGCCGAUGUAACGGCCACGAGAAGUAUUUCAGAAAACAUAGAGGUUGAUGUGACGGGGCUCGCACGGGGUGGUACGAGGUACAGCAGUACCAGCAGCCUGAGCAGCGCAGCUACGGCUAGUUCACCGCAGACGCUACAAAGUACUAGCGCGACUUCCAAUAUCCACAGUCAGGUCGCCACUGCGGCAGUUGUCUGCCAAGCGCAGGGUAUGAAUCUUGCGCCAAGUUCCAGAGAAAGUCCACCUGUCAGUUCGAGUCCUGGAACGCCUGCACCUAGCAUUCCUACUCCAGCACAGGAGAAAGUUAAUACUUCACCGACGAGUAUAGUGCAGCAGCCGCACCAGUUGCACUUGCCGAUCAGCGCUCAGAUAUUGAACACCAGUCAAGGCUUGCCGACGAUUGUACCGACCCUUCAGCACCUCGGUUCGAGCUUGAGGGUGAUACCCGGUGACACGAGGCAACUUCUGGUCACUCACACCGCUGGCAGCAACGAAUCCAGGCCGCUCACGUUGGCCGUGCAAAACUCGCCGGAUCAAUCGAGGCCGCUUAUUGCCGUGCAAUCGAACACUGGAAGUGAGCCAAGGCCCGUAGCGCUGGUCGUUCACUCGUCCACGGCCAACGACAACAGGGUAACGUUUGUGCAUUCUAAUCUGUCCAACAACGACAGGCCGUUGGCCCUAGCCGUGCAGUCGUCCGCCAAUGACGUCAGGCCAGUUACAUUAGUGCAUUCGACAAACGAGGGGAGGCCGUUAGUUUUCGCUGCGCAUUCUCCUGCACUGAAUGUUACGAAUGCUCAAACGAGGAUACGAGCGGGUGACGCGCAGACCACGCAUAAAAUGGUCGGUGGUGUGACACUGGUAGGCGGAAAUGGAUCGGAGUUGACUAGACUUCCCGGUGGCGCUGAAUUGAACAUACUGCCUGCAAAUGGAUUGACGCUGAGCCAUGCAGGAGUGUCGCUUCAAACCACAACAGGUAAACCAGGCUCGACAGUGAUGCAAAACGCUCCGUCCACAGAGGGUAUAGCUCAUAUCGUUGGCCCGCACACACCUCUCUCCGGCCUGACACCGAUCGUCACACCGAUGACCGUUGUCUCGCAAGGAAAUCAAGUGACUGCUCAUAUCCUAGCCCCCUCUAGCCUUGCGGGCAAAAUGAUCACCACCCCGAUCCUCAAAUCCGUGGCACAAAUGCCGAUCGUGAACGCCCAGUAUAUCAACACCACCACUCUGGUGAAGCCUGUAGUUGUCGUCAGUUCACCGUCAACAUCCACACCACAGUCGACGACGGCUUCCAGUACACAACCUUCCUCCACCACACACUCGACCGUCUGACAGAAUCAAAAGAAAGUGAAACUAGUUUGAGAAAUGGCUGCCGCUAGGUGUAUGGAGGUGCGGGGUCGCAGAGAUUACGAUAGAUCGGUGUUUAAUCGACACGUGUCCAUGUUCCGUUAUCGUUUAACGAGUUUCGCGUGUAUAGGACCGACGAUUGUACACGAUCGAUUCGAUGCUUCAACGAGAGAAAAGGUAAAAAUCGUAGAUCUGGUCAAGGGAAGAAGUGACAUAAGAGACGCGAUAAUUCUCUCCGUCGUACUAUUUCCAACAUCGAGGGAGGAUUUCUUAUUUUGUAAAACUUCGCUCGUGUCCCUUCGUGCUUUCGAUUUCAAAUGUUUCCGCUCUCCCAAAGAGUGAGACGACUGAGAGAUGCGAAGGUGUUAAAAAUGCUGUUGCUCAACUUACGCGAUUGUGCAUGGUACCUUGAAUGCUUUAGAGAAGUACUUAUGGAAGGCAAAGCUCGCUGGAAAUGGGUCGGGGAAAUGAACGCGACGAGGCAGCUUCGGACGAAGAUGAUCUCGUUCGUGUUUGCCGGAAGCAUAAGAUGGAAGAAAGUAGGCCGAUGUACGCGAUGGAAUUUCUCAAUGCCAUCGUUUAACGUUUGCAAAUUCAACAUUUCGCUGUUCUAUUUUUCGCACGAUAAAAUCCCGGAAGAUAAAACGGUCGAUGAUCGUUGGUAUUACGUUGUCUGUCGAGAGAUCUCUUUUUCUAAAUUGCAUACGCGAUCGUACAUCGGAACGUAUCACGAACGAAUUCCGUCGACGCAUGAAAUCAAUUUGACUCGUGAUACUGAAACGUUAUUUGCACGACUGUUUUUAAAUAUCUUGGCUGCAAAGUAUAACAGAGCUACGUAUAUCGUUUCCUUUUUGGUACCUUGUUGCAAUUGAAGAAGUUCGGCAAUGGAGAAACUAAACUGUGUGUUUACAGAGUGAUGUUAAAUUAAUGAAUUGUAUGAUAUAUAAGGUUCGUUUAUAUGUUUGAAAUUGACCGAAAUCUUGAAAUCGGAUGGAUGAUAAAUAUGCUUGCGCUUUUAAAUUAAUCCUUUAUGUUAAAUAGUGGCUGUGGAGAAACGAUUAUCCUUUACGCCUGUAAUUUACUUUCGGAAUCUUAGAUGAUAAAUUGAACUUACGACGCGUUGAAUGCACGCCAAGGAAAUACGCAUACGUUUCUUUCUUUUCUUUUAUAUGUCUAUACAUCUAUCUAUCUAUCUAUGUAUCUAUCUGUCUAUCUGUCUAUCUAUCUAUCUAUCUAUCUAUCUAUCAAUCUAUCUAUCUAUCUAUCAAUC
Messenger RNA from Bombus pyrosoma, 6474 nucleotides. Its product is annotated as homeobox protein B-H2-like. Lineage: Eukaryota; Metazoa; Arthropoda; Insecta; Hymenoptera; Apidae. Bases 2850 to 5189 code for a protein of 779 amino acids. The transcript is spliced from 10 exons. Gene Ontology annotation, biological process: regulation of transcription by RNA polymerase II. The record is from RefSeq and is a predicted model, not a curated record. Gene Ontology annotation, molecular function: RNA polymerase II cis-regulatory region sequence-specific DNA binding; protein dimerization activity; DNA-binding transcription factor activity, RNA polymerase II-specific.